This is a messenger RNA of Salvelinus namaycush (lake trout), 1026 nucleotides long. Its product is annotated as glutamate receptor ionotropic, kainate 1-like. Gene Ontology annotation, cellular component: kainate selective glutamate receptor complex; presynaptic membrane; postsynaptic membrane. Bases 1 to 1026 code for a protein of 341 amino acids. The record is from RefSeq and is a predicted model, not a curated record. Gene Ontology annotation, biological process: synaptic transmission, glutamatergic; modulation of chemical synaptic transmission. Gene Ontology annotation, molecular function: kainate selective glutamate receptor activity; transmitter-gated monoatomic ion channel activity involved in regulation of postsynaptic membrane potential. The transcript has 9 exons. NCBI's taxonomy places the organism in Eukaryota, Metazoa, Chordata, Actinopteri, Salmoniformes, Salmonidae.
AUGAUCGUGGGGGUGAGCGCAACAGGUGGUAUCUUUGAGACUCGUGAGAGUGAGUUGGUGAGUGUAGAGGAGUUGGCCUUUAAGUUUGCAGUGAGCAACAUCAACAGGAACCGGACCUUAAUGCCCAACACCACUCUGACCUACGACAUCCAGAGGAUCAACCUCUUCGACAGCUUCGAGGGCUCCAGGAGAGUGUGUGACCAGUUGGCUCUGGGUGUAUCUGCAGUGUUUGGUCCGUCCCACAGCUCCUCAGUCAGUGCUGUCCAGUCCAUCUGUAACGCCCUGGAGGUCCCCCACAUCCAGACGCGCUGGAAACACCCGUCAGUGGACAACAGAGACACAUUUUACAUCAAUCUCUACCCAGAAUACACUGCAAUCUCCAGAGCCAUACUGGACAUAGUGACCUUCUUCAAGUGGAAGAGCCUAACAGUGGUCUACGAGGAUAGCACAGGUCUGAUGCGAAUGCAGGAGUUGAUCAAGGCUCCGUCUAAGUUGAACCUGAAGAUCAGGAUCCGGCAGCUUCCACCUGGAGAGAUUGACGCCAGACCUCUUCUGAAGGAGAUGAAGAAAGACAAAGAGUUCUACAUCUUGUUUGACUGCUCCUACCGGACCUCCGCAGAGAUACUCAAACAGCUCUCGUCGAUGGGAAUGAUGACAGAGUACCAUCAUUUCUUCUUCACUACAUUGGAUCUGUUUGCGUUAGACCUGGAGCCAUACCGCUACAGUGGGGUGAAUAUGACAGGUUUCAGGCUGUUGAAUAUAGACGACCCGUAUGUAGCUUCCACCAUGGAGAAGUGGUCUCUGGAGAGGCUUCAGGCUCCACCUAAACAUGAGAGUGGAUUAAUGGAUGGAGUUAUGACGACGGAGGCGGCGUUGAUGUAUGACGCGGUUUUCAUGGUUGCCGUGGCGUCACAGCGAGCCACUCAGAUGACGGUCAGCUCCCUGCAGUGUCACCGGCACAAACCCUGGCGCUUUGGACCGCGCUUCAUGAACCUUUUCAAAGAGGAUUCCAAGAACACAGGAUGA